GCUUUUCCGAGGCACAGCUCACCGUUAUACUUUCGUCCAGUUCUCAGCUAAAAAUCUCUUUUGCUGUGAUCAAAAUGCCUUUAAAGUUUGAGCUGUGUCCCGGCAGAAUGAUCGGAGGCAACCAUCCGUGCUUCAUCAUAGCUGAAAUUGGACAAAACCACCAGGGAGACAUUGAGAUUGCCAAGAAAAUGAUCAAAAUGGCAAAGGACUGUGGUGCUGAUUGUGCCAAAUUCCAGAAGAGUGAAUUAGAGCAUAAAUUUAACAAGCGAGCCUUGGAGCGCCCAUACACUUCUAAACACUCCUGGGGGAAAACCUAUGGUGAACACAAGCGCCAUCUGGAGUUCAGCCACGAGGAGUACAGGGAGCUGCAGAAAUAUGCCGAGGAGGUCGGCAUCUUCUUCACGGCCUCAGGGAUGGAUGAGAUGGCAGUGGAGUUCCUGCAUGAGCUCAAUGUGCCUUUCUUCAAAGUGGGCUCUGGAGACACCAACAACUUCCCCUAUCUGGAGAAGACUGCCAAGAAAGGACGGCCCAUGGUGGUCUCCAGCGGGAUGCAGUCCAUGGAGACGAUGCGUCGGGUCUACAAAACAGUGAAGGAGCACAACCAGAACUUUGCCAUCCUGCAGUGCACCAGCGCCUACCCUCUGGAAGCUGAGGAUGUCAACCUCCGAGUGAUAACGGAAUACCAGAAGGAAUUUCCAGAUAUUCCCAUAGGGUAUUCCGGCCAUGAGUCUGGGAUCAGUAUUUCGGUCGCGGCCGUAUCUCUGGGGGCAAAGGUCAUCGAGCGUCAUGUAACCUUGGACAAGACAUGGAAAGGAAGUGACCACGCCGCCUCGCUGGUGCCCUCUGAGCUAGCCGAGCUUGUUCGCUCCAUCCGACUGGUGGAGAGGGCGCUGGGGAGCGGCAUGAAGCAGAUGUUGCCCUGUGAGAAGCCAUGCCACGACAAGCUGGGGAAGUCGGUGGUGGCCAAAGUCAACGUCCCCAAAGGAACUGUCCUGACUCUGGACAUGUUGACGGUAAAGGUGGCUGAGCCCAUGGGCGUCGUGGCUGAGGACAUCUUCCAGCUGGUCGGGAAGACGGUAACGGAGGAUGUGGAGGAGGACGAGAGCAUCACGCCAGAGGUGGUGGACAGCUAUGGCAAGAAGGCCAAGUGCUGAGGAUGGCAGAGAGUCUUGAAAUGGGUAAAAAAAAAAAAAAAAAAAAAGAUUAAUUUCAGAGGCGAGUCAAUGGAUUCCUCUGGGGAUAAUUCAGAGGGAGCUUGAUGUGACACACAAAGGAGUGUCUUUGUUAUUUUGCUUGGUGCUACUGGCAUUUCUGACACGGAAGUCAUAAUUGGACAGUGAAUUAAUCUGAUAGUUUGAAUAUAUCACAUCUUUUCAAACAGAUGACUCCUUUGCUCAAAUAACUCAUUCACCCCGUUAGUCUUUCUUUGCCAAAGCAUUAAAAGUUGCCUUAACACAACACAGUAACUUUUUGGCAAAUAGACUCUUGAAAAAACCCACCAUUAUCUUACAAGAGGCUCAGUAGCACUCUGAGCUCUGUGGUCACUGUUUGUGCAGUGCUUUCUGAGGUGGCACAAAAGCCAGUUGUUACUGUCAACUAAACAUACUUUGCACUUUAGUUUUAGCAUGCACUGUGGAGAUUAAAAUAAUACUGAACACACAAAGCUGCUACUGCUCAUCUCAUCACACGACUGGGAGAUCACAGAGCCUGUUUGCCAAAUAGUCAGUGAACUCUUCUGCUUGUCAAGAUUGUGAACUGGUGCCAGAGUGUUUCCAGUAAUGUAAGUUUGUGGUAUCAGGCGGGGUUUGUAUUUGUGCUGCUUCUUUUGGAGAAGCAAAAUAAAACUACUGGAGCCAGAGGCAUAAAACUUGAAGAAAUGUUCAAAUGCUGUCUACACCAGAUUUGUAAAGCCCAGUGUAUGCAUUUUUCCUUCUUUUUGCUAAUGCCCACUCUCACAAUUGCCAUUGAUUUUUUCAAGAACCAGACUCCUCCUGUCAUUGCUCUGGCACCAACAUCAUCCUCUAUGUGUGAGGUCAGGAUGAAGGAUGACAACACACUUUUCUAGAUGUUAACAUGUGAAUAUCUGCUAAGACUCUGACUGAAAUCAAAGAUGUUUUGAGAAGAUCAAGCCUCCAAAUAAAAUACUGCCCAAAUC
Molecule: messenger RNA, 2155 nt
Organism: Chelmon rostratus (copperband butterflyfish)
Lineage: Eukaryota; Metazoa; Chordata; Actinopteri; Chaetodontiformes; Chaetodontidae
Gene: nansa
Product: N-acetylneuraminic acid synthase a
Exons: 6
Coding region: 75-1154 (359 amino acids)
Biological process (GO): carbohydrate biosynthetic process
Molecular function (GO): N-acylneuraminate-9-phosphate synthase activity
Source: RefSeq, a predicted model, not a curated record